AUGCAUUUUAGGCAAUCACAAAAAAGAAACCUCGACUACACAUUAUCGUUCAUCGCCUGCGUGUUAUCCAUCUAUAUCCUAAAACAGUCGAUUCGCCCAAUCCUGGACGGCAGUUGGUGCAACAGCAUAUUUUAUUCCUGGUCCCCAGCAGAGAACAUUCUAUCAUAUGAGUGGACGACCUUCAACAACACACCGUUCUUCACGGAGGACGCAUUCUUCAAACUGGACCUCACCGCGGAUCUGGAACAAGCAUGGGCUGAUUUCUUACCCCGACAUCCCAUCGCGAUUCCAAUCUCGCGAUUGAAGGACCUGAAGCAUUCUGAUAAUCUGCGAUUGGCUCAACCAUUCCCCACGAACAAUGAUCAAGUGAUUGCACUUCCGGAAGUGUUUGUCCAGCUUCACUGUCUGCAUUUCCUCUGGCAAUAUAGUCAUCGACAGGAAUACAACUACACCAACCUUCUGGGCAGCUCAGAAGAGCAACUGAAGAGACGGACCGAUCAAUGCGUCGAGCGUCUCCGGCAGGCCAUUAUGUGCUGGGCAGAUCCCGGGGUGUAUACCAAACUCCGAGUACAUGGCGGCGGAGGGUCGUCCCAGUUAGGAGUCGACCUCGACACUAUUCACAGAUGUCGGAAUUUUGAGGAUAUUCGGCAGUGGACCAUUGAGAAUGGAGUGAGCACAAUACGCAUGCUUGAUGGCUGGUGGAAUGUAACGAUGUCGUCUGGGUAGUAAUUAAAUAAUCGAAUAGAGAGUGCAAGAGGAGUUACACUAACCCCAAGAGAAAUAGAAAAGCAAUAGAGAGUGAGCAC
Molecule: messenger RNA, 806 nt
Organism: Aspergillus heteromorphus CBS 117.55
Lineage: Eukaryota; Fungi; Ascomycota; Eurotiomycetes; Eurotiales; Aspergillaceae
Product: oxidase ustYa family protein
Exons: 2
Coding region: 1-726 (241 amino acids)
Biological process (GO): mycotoxin biosynthetic process
Source: RefSeq, a predicted model, not a curated record